UUGCUCCGCGCAACCGGAGCUCUCGUUUGAGCACCACAGCUUCGCACGCCAAGCAUUCUACCCCGAAAUACAGCCGAGGGAGCCACCACAGCUCCCGCUGCUAGCCACCUUCGCCGUUUCCUUGGGAUUCUUGCUAAGCAUGACCCGGCGCAAGGUGGACGAGGAGAAGGUUCGGAAGGCCUUUGCAGCGAUAGAUAAUGGCAUGUCGGUCAGGAAGGCUGCUGAGGUCUUUGGGGUAGGUCGUACGUCUAUCGAAGACCGCCGCCGUGGCAAGGUGGCCAUGAACGCGAAGGUUGGCCCCGAGACCAUCCUGAGCAGAGAAGAGGAGGAUUCGCUGGAAGAUAUUCUGCUGGUUGCUGCUCGCAACUUCUUGGCUGUGGAUCGGGUUCACCUUAGAGACGCGGUGCGACGACUCUGCAACGACGGUCGGCGGAUCCCUUGGGAUCCAGAGAAGGGUCCGGGGAAAGAUUGGCUUGGGGGCUUCCUUCGUAGGCACCCACGGGUGGCGGAGCGCUCGACCCGCAUCUACGAGGCAAACAGGAUCACCGAGGACGAGGAGCCUCGCAUGGUGCAGUUCUACGAGAGAUGGGCAGCUCUCCAUGACGAGGUCAAACCGAAGGCCAACCACGUGCACAACACGGACGAGACAGGUACCACCCCGCAAGGAACCAAGACGACGAAGGCGUUUGCGGAAUCAGGUCAGAAGGUGGUUGGUUCGAUGCGCUCCAACUCGCGAGAGAACAUCACCGUGGUCGCUACCAUCAGCGCUGAUGGUCACACCUGGGCACCAACCAUUACCUUCAAAAGGCAACGACUUCAGGUCGAUUGGUUUGUAGAGCGAAACGGCCCAGAGGGUGCGAGGUACACCUGUACGGAUUCUUCGUUCAUGCAGGGAGACGUAUUCAUCGCCUACUUGAAGGAUUUCCACAAGCAGCUCGGCGACCGAGGGUUGCUCGACGGAAAACCCCACAUACUCUUGCACGAUGGACAUGCAUCACACGUGAGCGUGGAGGUAAUCAGGCUGGCCAUGAAUCUCAAAAUCGUCUUGUUCCAGCUACCCUCCCACACGUCGCACAUCACCCAGCCCUUGGAUGUCGUCGCCUUCGGACGCUUUAAGAAAUCGGUGCCCAGCGUUUUGGCGUCCUUCUACCACAUCUCCGGCGGGUUGUAG
Molecule: messenger RNA, 1171 nt
Organism: Ectocarpus sp. CCAP 1310/34
Lineage: Eukaryota; Phaeophyceae; Ectocarpales; Ectocarpaceae
Source: the annotation of a GenBank genome assembly